AUGGCAGACUCAGGAGGGUCCCCGAGGUGUGCGCUUUGUUUCUUAUCUACGCCUCUUUCCCAGAAAGUUCCUGAGAAGUCCGACACCACGCUGCGCUGCGUGAUAUCUGGUCAGCCCAAACCAGAGGUAACUUGGUAUAAGGAUGGUCAAACCAUAGAGGGAUCCGACAUUAUUUCCAGCUAUGAAUUCUUCGAGAAUCAGUAUAUUCACAUGUUACAUCUCUAUGGCUGCACCCCCAAAGACGCUGCUGUUUAUCAAGUCUCUGCUAAAAACUGUUUCGGAAUGAUCUGCUCUUCUGCAUCCAUUGAAAUCGAGGGCUUCUCCCAAAAGCCACAAUGCUGCUCCACCCUGAAAGGCGAUGGGGACACAGGUCAUCUCCAUGCAACAGAGACACAUGAGCAGGAGAACACAAAUCAAACGGAUGGAAAAGAACAGCCCUAUAAGGAAGAAGAAAGCGCCUCCUUGGGGACUGCCCUGUCAGCUGACUCCCCCUCCUCCAGAUGCGAAGGGCUGUGCUCUGGCGGGUCACUGGCCAGCAGCGACAUCACAGUACCCAGCGCAGAAAAUCCCUUGGGUGGUGGAGGAAGGAGGCGCGCGGAAGAGGCAUCACAGCCGAAUACCAGCGAGGAAACUGCAGAUGGGCUUCUUUGCCCCAGUUCAAGUAAUAGUUCCCAUGAACAAGAGGCGUGUGGGCCCAGGAAUGUGGGCUCCCAGGGGUCAAGGUCAAAAGAGGGAGCCUUGAGAGCAGAUGGCCUUGCGGGUGCAGCCGUAAACGCCUGUCCUCCACACGCCACAGCACAGAAGUACAUUGGCAUCAGCUUGCCGCUGUGGGGGGCGGCCGGAGCCUCCCCCACAGGUGGCUGGGCGAGGAGCCACACGCCAGGGGGCCCACAGACCUCCAGCGAAGACUCUGACAGCGACUAUGAACUUUGCCCAGAGAUCACCCUCACCUACACCGAGGAGUUUUCAGAUGAUGACCUGGAGUAUCUGGAAUGUUCCGAUGUUAUGACGGAUUACGCUAAUGCGCUCUGGCAGAAGGACCUGCAGGGGACUCAGUGUGUUUUUUUAUUAGAAAGCGAUGACGAAGACAUGGAAUCCGGCGAGUGCUGCCUGGGUGGGUGUGAGCACUCUCUCCGUGAAAUGGGUUGUGGGUCUCGGGUGUCGGGUGACACUAGACGUAUGGAGGCCACCACUGGCUUCUGCCAUCAUCACUCACAACCCCACGGCGUGGGGGUGAGGCGCGCUCCAGCCUCCACCCACAGUCCCUCAUCUCCGCAAACAGAGAUGACUCUCACGUUGGAACCUCCCCAGGAUGGAACGGCCACGGUGACUGACCGGGAGACAUAUAAGCUACCCACUGCUCCUGAAGCUGUGGAAAAUGGUUAUCCAGGAAUUCAAGGAGAAACCAGAGACAGCCACCCGGCUGGAGAGGAAUUCGCUUGUGACAAUCUGCUGAACGUGGAGGAAGCCGUCAGGGGGAGAGAGAUGCGGCGCUCGUCUGGACAAUCAGAGCAGGCAGCGGGUGGCGCAGCCCAGACAAGAAUCGGGGGAAAGGACUUACCGAGCAGGAGGGGCUCUGAGAAAACCACCUCGGUGAGGCGACCAGGAAUGAAGGGAAAACCUAAGAAACUGAAAAACAGUGCAGCUGAAGGUUCCCCUAACCUCCUGUACCCCAAAGGACCUGUUAAGCACACACAAGCCCCGAGUGACCCGAGAGAGAGUCCUCACACCAGAGCAGAAGCCACCGACCUGAAUUCGCAGGUCCCCGCGGGAGGAUUUGCUAUUUCAACCCAAGCAGAACAAGAAGCAACACACCUGCAAACUCCGUCAGACUCGUGCCCCCAAGAUGGGGACUUCUCGUACUUGGAGGGUGAAGGGGGACAGGUGAACAACCUGUUUGAAACGAGCCAGGUUCCAGACGAGAGUGACCAUCCUCAGGUACAAACUCAGGAUACAGUGGCAGAGACGAUCUCUCUCAGCCAGAGGCCAGCCUCCUGUGAGCCUGCUUGGCGGCAGUCCACAGGUGCUGGGACCACAGCAGAUUCCUUCUCCACCUUAGGAGGCAUUGAUGAGGAAAAUGCACCCUUGGCCCAGCUUCUGGAACCCCAACACUGUGCUCAAGGCACGCAGCAUGAAGGCCAGGAAAGGGAAGACGACACACCUGGGUAUUCCUGGGGAGACCUAGGCCAUGAGCUGAGUGUCCCUGAGGCUGAGGACACAGACAUGUCCCCCUGUGAACUGCCAAUGUGCUCCCCUCAGGGGGGCAGCACUGACCUCGGCGAUCCCGAGGAUCUCUCUGGUGCUUCCCUGGAACCCACAAACUCUACCUCUACCCUCAGAACUGUAUGCCCUGGGCUGGCAGGUGGAGAAGGAAUGUUUGCGAUGGAGCAUCUGGAAGCAGGUGACCAAGGAGCAGGUGGUGCCCCGGGCUCUCCUGUUGCCCCAGAGAGUGAAUAUUUGCCUCAAGAAAUAUUCUCCAUGGACUUUGAGUUGGAGGAAACUCAGAGCCACGUGUCUGACUUAUGGUAUCCUGAUGACGAGACCCUGGGUGACACUUUCCAAACAGGGGCUUCUGAGGCUCCACUGGCUGCAAACGAAAGCAGCACAGGUGGGGAUUCGGCAGUGUCCCCUCUCUCUCCCCCUACUUUCACCAAGAACACUUCACCAGAGGCCAGUGAAGGUGCUUCUCAGAUAGAGAAUUUCCCCUCCGUGUUGGCUUCCAGAGUGCAGACUGGCCAGGAGGGGCUAUGCCCCUCCCUCGUAGAAGCACACGAUGGGGGAUGGCCUCUGACUCCUGAGGACAGAUCUUCUGUGUUGUUUGAAGAAGGAGGUGACAGGAGUCCCUGCACCAGUGACCCGGACACUGCAGACAGCCCCACCAGUCAGAGUGCAACUGAGGUGAUCCCUCGGGAGAUGCCUGCAGCAGUGACUGCUGAUCUGGAAUGUGUUCUGGUGACCAGGGAGAGCAGAAACACAUCAACUGUUACCAUCGCCACCAAAGUCCCCCAAGCCAAGUCCCUCCCGCUCUCCAUCACUUGGGACAGCCACGCAGAUGGCCCCGAGGACCCGGCGUGUCAGGGUGCAGGUGAGGAUGGCUCCCAGCCUCCUCCAGGUAUGCAGCUGGAGCCCAUUUUAAAUGAUUCUACCCCUGAGUCCACGGAAGAACAGACCUGCAUGGCCGCCAUGGGGCCAGGAGCCUACAUCCUUGCUCCCCAGCUCCUAGAGGAGGAACCAUCUCUUCAAGAUAAGAGCCAGGCUGUGGAUGGAGCAGAUAGCAGGAGCCUUGAGGAGAAUUUCCAAGAAAAAGGAUGUGAGACAACACAAGCAGUCCCCCAGGAGGGCCUGCCCCAUGAAGGCUCUCUUUCUGAAGAUGACCUCUGGGAAAGUGUGCCCAUGACAUCUGCUGCGCUGGAAGAGGGGAGUCUGGAGCCCAUGCCAGCAGGCCCCAGAGAGGACAGCGGGCAGAGCUCCGGCCUGGGGACCAGCGUGUCGGCAGGGGCAGAAGCUACCACAGAAGAUGACUGUCAGGUGCUGAGUACCAUCCCACUGCUCUCGAACAUUCUCCUGGAGGAGGCUAAAGAGAUUAGGCCAGAAGACUGGGGAGCAGGCAGCAAGCUGAAGAUUAUAACUCUAGAGGCUACCAUUUCAGAAAUCUGGUCACCCAGGGAAUGGGCUGAUUCUGAGAGCCAGGAGUCAGAAGCUGGUCUCAGGACUCCUGAUGGACCCUGGGCUGUUGCUGACGUUCCCCAGACAGAAGCUGCCUCGCCUGAACCAGACCCCUCGGAAACAGCAGCAAGGGCCCACAGUCCUGAGCCUGAGCCUGGCUCAGCCUCCGCUGAUGACACAGACCUCGUCCUGGAAGACGAAGACCGUGAGCCUGGCUCAGCCCUGGCUGAGGACUCAGACCUCGUCCAGGAAGAUGAAGACCAUGAAGACCGUGAGCCUGGCUCAGCCCAUGAAGAUGAAGACCGUGAGCCUGGCUCAGCCCUGGCUGAGGACGCAGACCUCGUCCUGGAAGAUGAAGACCGUGAGCCUGGCUCAGCCUCGGCUGAUAACACCGACCUCGUUCUGGAAGACGAAGACCCGGCCAGCAGUGCACAGUGGAGUGCUCCCUCUUGCCCAUGUCUGAGCCCGCUCAGAGUCCUGGAGUCAUCUGUGGACCCCGUCAAUGAAAAGGAACUUGCUGUCACAGAUUUGCUCUCAGAGGUAUCCAAAAUAGGAAGGCAGGAGCCUGUGAGCAGUGUGAGUCCAAACCAAGAGCAAAAUCAACCCAAGGAGGAUCACCCUGCCUUCUUUAAACAGUUUCUCGCCUGCCCUGAAAUCCUUGAGUCCUCAGUGGAUCCAGUGACUGAGACAGGUGAGGAGGAGUGGGCCAGGGCCGAAACACCAGAGCCUUCUGUACACAGCUUGGGGCUCAGCAGAGAGGAGAGUGAGCCAAACGAUGCAAACUUGGGCCAACGAGUGGAAGUCCAACCCACCACCUUGCAGGUUCUGUGCCCCCAGCAAAGUGGGGGAGCCACUCCAUGCGCAAACAGCACCAACUGGAACCAAGAAGACAGUGAGCAGGGCCAGCAAGACAGGGCAAACACGGAGGUCCAGCCUGCCACUGUGCAAGUUGUGUGUCCCUGGGAAGAAGGGGUGACAGUGUGGGGCAGAUGCAACAGUGGCCAAAUUCAAGUCGGCUUCGGGGAGGCUGAACAGAGUGACAACAGGCCAGGCCCCAUCUCCCCCACUGUCCCUUUGUCAAUGACUCGCUCAUCGGCUGCUGUUGAUACUCGCAACUCCACGGGUCAACUUCUUCGUGACUCAGAGGAGCCCACGAGCCACCCAUGUGCCUUUUCUCACCCAAAGGAAGGGGGAACUCUUGAGAAGGAGUGUGGGGAACAUCCGCCCACUUCUGGUGGUCUUACUCAGCCGCCUUUUACUUCAUCUCUUGAAAGAAACAACACAGACUUCUCAGUAAGCCACAAAAUUGGGGAACCUCAGGUAGGGGAGGCCCAGGUGGGGAAAGCCAAACCCACGCUCCCUCCAGUGACAGGGUUGGACGCGGUCAGGAAGAGGCCAGGGUCCUCAGGAAGUGGACAUUUAGCUGAGGGAAUAAAGAAGAAAAUUCUGUCCAGGGUGGCAGCUCUGAGGCUGAGAUUGGAGGAGAAGGAAAACGCUAGGAAGAACACGAGCUUUAUUAAAAAGACUCCUAAGCGUGAAACUUCAGGACCACACACAGAUGAGAAAAAAGAGAAAAGAGACCUCAAGAAGCCGCCUUGCCAAAGAGCAGGGAAAGCUCCUGUAUUACUGAAAAAGAUCCAAGCAGAGAUGUUCCCUGACCACCCUGGAAAUAUAAAAUUAAGCUGCCAGUUUGCAGAAAUUCAUGAAGAUUCUACCAUCUGGUGGACGAGAGAUUCAAAGUCACUCUCCCAAGUGCAGAGAAGUGCAGGAGACAACUCUACUGUGUCCUUGGCUAUCGUUGAAGCCAGCCAGAAGGACCAGGGCCUCUAUUACUGCUGCAUCAAGAACAGUUACGGAAAAGUGACUGCCGAAUUUAACCUCACCGCUGAAGUUCUCAGACAGCUUUCCAGUCACCAGGACACUAAAGGCUGUGAGGAGAUUGAAUUCAGCCAACUCAUCUUCAAAGAGGAUUUCCUCAGCGACAGCUACUUCGGGGAUCGCCUGCGCGGGCAGAUCGCCACUGAGGCGCUGCACUUCGGGGAGGGGGUGCACCGGAAGGCCUUCCGCAGCCGGGUGAUGCAGGGCCUCCUGCCCGUCUUCCAGCCGGGACACCCCUGCGUGCUCAAGGUGCACAACGCUGUGGCCUACGGGACCAGGAACAACGACGAGCUCAUCCAGAGGAACUACAAGCUCGCAGCCCAGGAAUGCUAUGUUCAAAACACCGCCAGGUACUACGCCCAGAUCUACGCUGCCGAAGCACAGCCUCUGGAAGGCUUCGGAGAAGUGCCGGAGAUCAUUCCUAUUUUUCUUAUCCACCGGCCUGAGAACAACAUCCCUUAUGCAACUGUGGAAGAGGAACUAAUGGGAGAAUUUGUGAAGUAUUCCAUGAGGGAUGGGAAGGAAAUAAACUUCUUGAGAAGAGAGUCAGAGGCUGGUCAGAAAUGCUGCACCUUCCAGCACUGGGUGUACCAGAAAACAAGCGGCUGCCUCCUGGUCACAGACAUGCAGGGGGUGGGAAUGAAGCUGACUGACGUGGGCAUAGCGACACUGGCGAAAGGGUACAAAGGAUUUAAAGGCAACUGUUCCAUGACCUUCAUUGAUCAGUUCAAAGCACUGCACCAGUGUAACAAGUAUUGUAAAAUGCUGGGGCUGAAGUCGCUGCAGAGUACCAGCCAGAAGCUGAAGAAGCCCAGCGUGGGGAAAAGUAAAAUCCAGCCCAGCUCUACAGCAGUCAAGAAGGUGGCAUCUGGGACCCCUGCAGAAAAGAACACCUAACCCCUCUGAAUGAGCGUGGAUGAGCCAGUGGCCAGUGGCCCACACUGUGGGCGGAAUCCUGGACACGCCCGGGAGGAAUGAGUGGCCCGUGGAGUGCUGUUCCUCUGACCUGCUUCUAAACCCAUGCCCUGCUGUCGCCACUGGGAUGAUUUUGGAGCAGUGUUGGCGACCAGCCUGAGAGAGACAGAGCCAGGGUCAUUCUCAAGGACAGUUCAUCUUUGUGUACGCCUCUGGCGUUUUCACCGACCUCACGUUGUGUCUGUGUAUUUAUUUGCACGUGGUUGUGUUGUCAAGGACUUGGUGCUGAGCUGAUCUGUCCCCCGUCAAAUCCCCAGCCCUGUUGCUUACCUUGGGUUUCUAGACACCUCCAGCUGCUACAUGACCAGAAAAUGCGAAUUCCUUCAUGGGGUCACGUCAUUGUAAUCAUGUGGAAUAUGCUAUUGUUGCUAGAGGUGACUUCCCCCAAGUGAGGCCACUUCGUGUCACUCUUCACACAUCCAGUUGUAGUA
Condylura cristata (star-nosed mole) is the source of this 6950-nucleotide messenger RNA. RefSeq names its product alpha-kinase 2 (gene ALPK2). The record is from RefSeq and is a predicted model, not a curated record. Gene Ontology annotation, molecular function: ATP binding; protein serine/threonine kinase activity. The coding region runs from base 1 to 6441 and encodes 2146 amino acids. NCBI's taxonomy places the organism in Eukaryota, Metazoa, Chordata, Mammalia, Eulipotyphla, Talpidae. The transcript has 13 exons. Gene Ontology annotation, biological process: protein phosphorylation.